AUGGAGUACAUGUGCUUGAACGGGGUUUCCAGAAGAAGUAUACGGAUGCAAGACCAACAACUGCCAGAAGUAAGUGAAUUCAGGUACCUUGGUAGCACAGUACAAUCGGAUGGUGGAGUAGAAGCAGAGAUCAGCAGAAGAAUCCAAUCAGGAUGGAACAACUGGAAGAAGAUGGCCGGUGUGAUGUGUGACAAGAUCCACCGGACCGUGAUCCAGCCGGCAAUGCUUUACGGGCUGGAGACGGUACCCCAAACGAAGAAGGCGACAAGGAGACUGGAGGAGGUGGCUGAGAUGAAAAUGUGCAGAUGGGCAUGUGGCUUGACCAUAAGAGACAGGAUGAGAAAUGAUGAGAUGCGAGAGAGAUAA
This is a messenger RNA of Penaeus chinensis, 366 nucleotides long. RefSeq lists its product as uncharacterized. NCBI's taxonomy places the organism in Eukaryota, Metazoa, Arthropoda, Malacostraca, Decapoda, Penaeidae. The record is from RefSeq and is a predicted model, not a curated record. The transcript has a single exon. Bases 1 to 366 code for a protein of 121 amino acids.